Messenger RNA from Lates calcarifer (barramundi perch), 1029 nucleotides. RefSeq lists its product as uncharacterized. The record is from RefSeq and is a predicted model, not a curated record. Bases 121 to 1029 code for a protein of 302 amino acids. NCBI's taxonomy places the organism in Eukaryota, Metazoa, Chordata, Actinopteri, Centropomidae. The transcript is spliced from 2 exons.
CUGUCUGUGCUGCUCUGACUUCACUUUCACUUCAGAAGACAGAGAUCAGCAGCAGACUGAAGCUGGAGCUGAACUCACAUCUGGACAGAAUCUCAGUGAUAAACAUCUGAAAACAGGACCAUGGGUAAAAUACUCAGCAAGGAGGAAGAACUGGAGAGAUUUGUGAAGCAGUUCAACGAGGGUCCAAAUAUGAGAGUUGAUCAGAACAUUGUGAAGUUCUGCAGUCUUGAUUCAUCAGAGAACCUGAAACAACACUACGAGGGGAGGAAGAUGGAGACAGGUGACCACGCUGCAGACUGGAUCAAGAACCUGGCAGAGAAAAUGGCUGCCCUGAUGCCGGCUCCUGAACUGGCGGGCCUCGGAGCGCUGGCCAUCGCCAUCCUCAUCGAUGUUGUUUCCAAAAGUCCGCCAGAGAAGAGCACAGAGGACGCUCUGCGAUGUGUGUUUGCAGAGGAGAAGGCCUCCGAGGUCUGGGAUCAGAUCGAUGAGUGCCUGAAGAGGUGCACUGUGAACUUUAAGAACAAAGUCCAGCUGAGGACCGACAUCGAGCGGAUCGAGUACAAGCUGAGUGAAGCUCUCACCAAGCUGAAGAACUCCAUGGUGAGGGACGGACAGAUGACCUCUGAGGCUCUGAAGGCCUGGAUCAACGGGGCGGCCUUCCACAUCCAGAUGCUGAUCCACCUGGUGAGACUUGGAGGGAUUCCAGACUGCGAUCCUGUGGAGAGGCUCAUCUCGACUUACAAGAGAGACCUGGACCUGCUGUUAAAAAAACACAGGGAGAUGGUAGAAAAGAAGUGUAAAGAAGAGUGUAGAUUUGUUCACCCCCAGUCCCCUUAUAUACAUUAUCUGGUAGAUGAAGAUUCAAAGUGGCAUCGUUUGCCUGAGAACAGCAGGUAUAAGGAUUACUUUGAGGCUUACUACAGUCGCAGGUACAGCAGUCAGAAGAGAGAGAUUGAAUGUUACUUUAAUGAAGUAGGAGAGAACCUGCAGAGUCUGGUUCGUCAAAGCGGCUCCUUUAAUGUCCAAUGA